GCGUAUCGAGUGACCGGUGUAAACUAGACUAUAUAUCAAAGGAAGGAAGGAAGGAUGGUUCCAGCUGUGACUGUGCCCGCAAUUUGUAAUUCGGUUAUGUGUAUAUCUCGUGUGACAUGAGAGUUUGUAAAUAAUCUACGGUCUUGAGAGCGUACUUGCUUCACUUCUUCCGUCAAACAAAAUUACACGUGAAACAUGUCGCGGCAUCGGGACGUCCGUUGUAUGAACUAUUCCGACGAGUACGAUGGCUAUGACGACGUUUACGGGCAUUCAGUGGAAGAUGAUUACUGCGUGUCGCCUAGCGCACAACAGUUCCUGUUUGACCGAAGCAAGCAACAAAAUAUAGCUUCAUUCAUCACAGAGCCAGAUAUAGUCGAAGACAACGAGGAUAUUGAGGUUUCAGCGUCUUCCGACGAAGAGAAAUGCAGCCUUUCUGAGUUGGAGAAGGUAAAGUUGAUGUCUUGUAUGGAGUCCAUCAGGAAUGUCAUAGGUGAUUCUGUGACUGAAUCCAAACUGCGGGAGCACAUCAUCGCAUCAGGCUACAACGCAGAAGUAGCGCUCAAUACUAUCUUGCAUGAGUCUUCACCAAAAAAUAUCGAUUCGGCAGUGAACAAGGAACGAUCGGGACCCCAUGCAGGUGUUUCAGUUGAUAAGCUUAACACGUUUACGUUCACGAUACCGAAACUUUCGUUGAAGAAAGAACACGAUUCGCCCGAACAAUACUCGACUUCCACCGCGUCCCGUUCGAACAGCACAGACGAUCCGAAAAAUUGCAAACGCGCUCCCACGACUUUCUCGUCAUUAGCCGGACUAACUUUCAACAGUCACGCGCAAUCCGUAAAUUUCAACGCGACGAAGGUGCCUUCGCGGCACAACGCGGACUCGCAGUCCUUCAGUUCUUUAGCCGCCUUGACCGCGCAUCACUUGCAAAAAUCCAAUCCACUUAAUGACAAGCAACUUCGCGAGAGGCAGCGGUCGCCGAGUUUGCAAUUUGUUAUCCCGAAGUUGUCACUCAGGGAUAACGGCGAGGCGACGGAGAGUAAAUCGCCGUCGAGGGCCACCGGCGAUAGGAGCAGCGAGAGACAGUUGAUAUCUAACAGUAGUUCGAACAGAUACCCGAUGGAUUUGCUGCAGAAAGAUUUCUCGAGCAUGAGCAUUCUGUCGAGGAACAACAUCGUGAUGGACGUGAAAUUGCAGGAGGACCAAUCGCAGGGUCCGAUGGCGGUUAUAAACGACAUACGCAGCCCGUCGCCGGACGGCUGCGUCAUCGACCUGACUAUGGCUCUGAAGGAGGCGAAACUCCUCGCCGACGGCACUUUUAGCAACUCGAUCGCGUCGGGAAGGUUUUAUCGCGACUCGCCUAACUUGGAGAUAUACGUGAGGAGUGCGACCGACGUAAUGCCGAACAUGCUGCCGGUCACUUUAAACUUGUGUAACAAAUUGUCAUCCAAGCCCGCCCUGCAAAUGACGAGCACACCGUCCACCGUGAAGGUCGUGCCAGCCGGGACGAGGCCCGUGGUGAAGGGUUUCGACUUGAGCGGCGUGGAGGGCGCGGAUCUGCUGAGCCCGCGCUGCCAGAGUCCGUCUUCCGAUCGGAACAGUCCGGAGACCAAGAGCAAGGAGGACAUCGUGCAGAGGGAGAAGAAGGCGCUCUCCUCGAAGACGAGCAGUCCGCGAUGCCAGUCCCCCGCGUCAGGCCACGUGACGCCGGAACUGCUGGAUCCCAAGGCGGCGAAGCCGAACGAGGAGAAAGCGGUGGACGUUCAAGCGAUAUACAAGAGCAAGCGAGGUGACAGCAAGCAGCAGCUUCACCUGGUGGUCGUGGGACACGUGGACGCCGGGAAGAGCACCCUGCUCGGCCGGCUGCUCUGUGACCUGGGCCAAGUACCGUCGAGGCUCAUUCACAAGUACCAGCAGGAGAGCAAGAAGAUAGGGAAGCAGUCGUUCGCAUACGCCUGGGUGCUCGACGAGACCGGCGAGGAAAGAGAGCGUGGGAUCACGAUGGACAUAGGCCAUUCGAAAUUCGAGACUGAUACGAAGUCCAUCACCCUCCUGGACGCGCCCGGCCACAAGGACUUCAUCCCGAACAUGAUAACCGGCGCCACACAAGCGGACGUGGCUUUAUUGGUGGUCGACGCGACCAGGGGCGAGUUCGAGACCGGGUUCGACAGCGGGGGGCAAACGCGCGAACACGCGUUAUUGUUACGUUCUUUAGGUGUGUCGCAGCUGGCGGUCGUAGUGAACAAAAUGGACACCGUGAACUGGUCGAAGGAGAGAUUCAACGAGAUCGUCGACAAGAUGAGCGUGUUUCUGAAACAGGCCGGCUUCAAGGACACGGUCACCUUCGUACCUUGCAGCGGUUUAUCCGGCGAGAAUAUAGUUACGAAGCCGCAAGAGCAGCUCUCUAACUGGUAUACCGGACCUACUCUAGUCAGUGUAAUCGAUAACUUCAAGUGCCCGGAGCGGCCUGUGAACAAGCCAUUCCGUUUCUCGGUAAACGACAUAUUCAAGGGCACCGGCUCCGGCUUCUGCGUGUCCGGCCACGUGGAGACCGGCAUGGUGUCCUUAGGUGACAAGGUUUUGAUACUACCUCGAAACGAGAUCGCCGUCGUGAAAGGUCUCCAAUCGGACGAAGUCUCGACAACGAACGCGUUCGCCGGUGACCACGUUGCCCUGACCUUGGCGGGCAUCGAGCAGCAAAACGUGAGCAUCGGCGACAUAAUCUGCAACCCGCAGAACCCGGUGCCGGUGACCACGUGCUUCCAGGCGCACGUGGUGGUGUUCGCGAUAGCGAAACCGAUCACCAAGGGCCUCCCGGUGGUGAUGCAUCAGCAGUCCCUGGUGCAGCCGGCGGUGAUCACGAAACUGAUUGCGCAGCUUCACAGGAGCAACGGCGACGUGAUCAAGAAGAAGCCGCGCUGCCUGCCGAAGAACUCGAGCGCGAUCAUCGAGGUCGCGACGCAGAACCCGGUUUGCAUGGAGCUCUACAAGGAUAUCAAGCAGCUAGGCAGAGUCAUGUUGCGAUUGGAAGGCACCACCAUCGCGGCCGGCCUGAUCACGAAGAUCUUUUAAUCGGGGAGCCGACGGUCGCGCACGCACGAACGAAGUCUCGAAUCUGCACAGUUGUGACUCUUCGGAUGUGGAGAUUUGUUUAGAUCUAACGGACAUACUACGUUAUUGUAUUUAUAUCACAGAUAUCACAGACACACGUACAUGAACACAAAGAAACACUCUCGCUUAGAUUGUGCCACUUUAUUUCAUUUACAAUAAUACAGAAGACUUCGCUCAAGACUUCGUUUUCUUACUAUACAUUCGAUGAUAUUGUUUUAUAUUUAUAAUUAUUUAUAAUGUCCUAUUGAAUAUAUACACAUAUAUAUAUGUAAGUUCGGUAUUGUGUUCAAUAAAGGAUAUAGUCGUGUUA
Dinoponera quadriceps is the source of this 3421-nucleotide messenger RNA. It is a transcript of the gene HBS1, whose product is annotated as HBS1-like protein. Gene Ontology annotation, biological process: translation. NCBI's taxonomy places the organism in Eukaryota, Metazoa, Arthropoda, Insecta, Hymenoptera, Formicidae. Gene Ontology annotation, molecular function: GTP binding; GTPase activity. The record is from RefSeq and is a predicted model, not a curated record. The coding region runs from base 196 to 3072 and encodes 958 amino acids. The transcript has 10 exons.